UGUCGCCCAUUCUUCUUCUUCAUCUUUCUUAUUCUUCUUUCAGCGUGUCAUGGCCACGAUCAGUGAUCUUCUGAAGAGCUCAGAUCGAGGAGUUGUGAAGAAUGAAGCAGAAGUCGAACAGGAAGAAAUUGAUCUUCUUAAGAACUCAGGUCCAGGAGUUGUGAAGAAUCAACCAGAAGUUGAACAUGAAGAAAUUGAUCUUAUUAAGAACUCAUGUGGAGGAGUUGUGAAGAAUCAACCAGAAGUCGAACAGGAAGAUAUUGAUCUUAAGAACUCAGGUCCAGGAGUUGUGAAGAAUCAAGCAGAAGCUGAACAGGAAGAAAUUGAUCUUCUUAAGAACUCAGGUGGAGGAGUUGUGAAGAAUCAACCAGAAGUUGAACAGGAAGAUAUUUAUCUUAAGAACUCAGGUCCAGGAGGUGUGAAGAAUCAACCAGAAGUCAAAGAGGAAGAAAUCGUUCUCUUUCAGAAUCAGAACUCAGGUCAAGAAGUUGUGAACAAUCGACUAGAAUUUGAACAGGAAGAAGAAACUGAUCUUCAGAAUCAGAACUGUGAACACGAAGAAACUGAUCUUCUUCAGAACUCUGGUCAAGAAGUUUUGAAGAAUCAACCAGAACAGGAAGAAAUUGAUGUUACAGAGCAGUUUAACACCUCCUUGUCUCAGCGUGUUCACUGUGUUUACCAUAUUUUCCGAUCUAUAAAUUGCCCCUUCAUCACCAAGGAGGAGCUGAUGCACAAGAUAUUGUCUCGAUGUCUUGACAUCACAGAGAGCAGAGAAGUGGAAGAGCUGUUGGAGCAGCUUGUAAAUCUGGUUCCUGAAUGGAUCUCCAGAAGAUCGUUCCUAGGUGGCGAUGUUUUCUGCAUUAACAGGUCAAUAACUAUAGAAUCUGUGUUGGAGAAAUUUGAUCAAAUUUGA
This is a messenger RNA of Momordica charantia (bitter melon), 913 nucleotides long. RefSeq lists its product as uncharacterized. Gene Ontology annotation, cellular component: nucleus. Lineage: Eukaryota; Viridiplantae; Streptophyta; Magnoliopsida; Cucurbitales; Cucurbitaceae. Gene Ontology annotation, biological process: mitotic cell cycle; regulation of DNA-templated DNA replication initiation; DNA replication preinitiation complex assembly. The record is from RefSeq and is a predicted model, not a curated record. Gene Ontology annotation, molecular function: DNA polymerase binding; DNA binding.